AUGGUUAAAAUGAGAAUCGUCACAUGGCUUGACAAGCUCUCGGAGCAACUCAAAGUCGACAUCGACUGCAUGGAUCCUGCCGAGGCGAGAAGAUUCCUCCCCUUCAAACCAUACGAUCAGACAAGCAACCAGCGACUUGUCUAUGAGCAGAUGAUAUCCCCCGAGAACCACGAUCUCUUCCUGAAGACUGUAGCAGAGGGGAAAGACGAAGGCUGGGAAGUGAUCCUUGACCGCAUGAGUGCGCUGCUUUGCGCGAAGAACAUCGACAACAUCCAGGGCCGCGUCCUUCUUCAAUCCUCCGCUUUCCACGCCUACGAUACAGACAAGGUGGUCUCCCAUGCCCGUUCUUACGCCCGCGAAUUCGAAAAGCUCGGCAUCCCGAAAGAUCGUAUCUGCAUCAAGAUCCCUUGUACCGGACCCGCCCUGAACGCCAGCUCCAUACUCCUCAAGGAAGGCAUUCGCACCUUGGGGACCUCUUUGUUCUCGGUGGUUCAAGCCAUUGCUGCCAGUCAAGCAGGGUGUCUGUCCAUAAGUCCCUACUACAAUCUGCCUUGGUACCACGCCGACAAGGCUCACCAGUGGCCCAACGUCGAUGAUCCUGCUCUGGAACAUCCAAUGUCACCAAGACUCGUUCAGAUUCUGCAGGUCUAUAGUCGUCUUCGCGAAGAGACCGGCAAAGAGCAGCCCUUACUGAAGCCUGCGAGCUUCAUCUCCGCCAGAGAGGCCAUGGCAAUGGGCGAAUUCGGAUGCGACCACGCGACAAUUCCAGAAGAUAUCCUGCUACAGCUUUCGCUGCUGGAUGCACAUGCCAAUCCACCGCCCGGCGAUGACUCUCCCAAGAAGACCGGCCAGCCCUCUCCUCGCAUCGCCCAUCUCGCCUCGACCGACCUCCUGGCCAGCCCAGACUGGGACGGCAAGCUGCCAUCGACAGAUGUCGACUAUCUCGCGGACAACGGAGCUGCGUUGGAGAGGGCUAUCGCUGCGGAUCCCGUGACGGAGAGGGGCCUGCGCGAGGCACUGGAGGCGUUUCAGGCGAAUGAGUUGCAGAGUAAGGCUGCGAUCGAGGAGGUACUGAGACAGGUUUAG
This is a messenger RNA of Colletotrichum karsti, 1086 nucleotides long. RefSeq lists its product as uncharacterized. Gene Ontology annotation, molecular function: transaldolase activity. Bases 1 to 1086 code for a protein of 361 amino acids. Gene Ontology annotation, cellular component: intracellular anatomical structure. The transcript has 5 exons. NCBI's taxonomy places the organism in Eukaryota, Fungi, Ascomycota, Sordariomycetes, Glomerellales, Glomerellaceae. Gene Ontology annotation, biological process: pentose-phosphate shunt, non-oxidative branch; carbohydrate metabolic process. The record is from RefSeq and is a predicted model, not a curated record.